Striga asiatica is the source of this 1134-nucleotide messenger RNA. The record is from the annotation of a GenBank genome assembly. Lineage: Eukaryota; Viridiplantae; Streptophyta; Magnoliopsida; Lamiales; Orobanchaceae.
AUGGAAACCACAGCAUCCUUAAGCUUGGAAAUCUCAAUGACUCAAUCCCCAGAAAUCUCUGAUAAGGGAUCAAAUGAGACGAACACUGCUAGUCCCUGCAAAAGAUGGAAAAGGAAGCCAAUCCCUAAGAUAGAACAAGCCAAUAACCCCAUCACAACCUCAAAAUCAACCACCUCUAAAAGACAGCUCACCAAUGAAGAGGACAUAUCAGACCAACUAUCUCAAGACACGCAGCAGCAACUCAAAAAGCAAAAGACCAAUGACUCAGGGACUGUUAGUAGAAAAUUAGGAUUGGGAGAUAGAUGGUCUGCUUUUGAUCCUGAGGGUAAAAGUGGGGGGCUUCUACUCCUUUGGGAUGAAAAUGUGCAUAUAUUUCAGAUCAAGAAGAAUUCCUUCUGCUUCCAAGUGGAAUUCUGGGAUGAAUCUAAGGACAAAACCUGCUGGGCCAUUUUCUUAUAUGCAAGCACAAACAACAACACAAGACAAGAGCAAUGGAACUUCUUGUUGCAAGAGCAAGUUAAUUGGGGAGACUAUUGGUUCGCUGGAGGGGACUGGAAUGACACUACAUGCCCAGAAGAAAAGAAAGGAGGCAGACCAAGAUCCCUAAACUCUUUCAGUAGCUUCAAUGGCUUCAUCUCCCUUAUGGGUAUGCAUGACCUGGGGAUCCAAGGACACAAAUUUACAUGGGCCAAUAACAGGCAAGAUGAAGGCUUUGUGGAAGAACAACUGGAUAGAGUAUUCUGCUCUCUUGGCUGGCUCUCCCUCUAUAGUAAUCCAGUGGUCGCAAACAUUUUUUUGAGCUCCUCCGAUCAUGGGAUGCUCAUCUUAAACUCCAACAAUGAACAACAAAGCAAAAAAAAGAGAUUCAUAUUCGACCAAAGGUGGAUUCAAAGAGAAGGGUUUGAGGAAGUGGUCAAGAAAGCUUGGAGCUAUUUUCAGAUGGGCACACCUAUGUUCUGCUUCCAACAGAAAAUUAAAGCAGUUAGAAUGGAUCUGCUCAAGUGGAGCUGCAACUUCAGAACUGAAAAUGCUAAAAAGAUUGCAAGCCUUCACAAAAAGCUGACAGAACUGAGAUGGGAAGGGGGUCUUAGGGAUUGGAAAUUAUGGGAUGACAUUCAAAAUCAACUCAAUUAG